Messenger RNA from Tripterygium wilfordii, 1598 nucleotides. Its product is annotated as purple acid phosphatase 18-like. The record is from RefSeq and is a predicted model, not a curated record. The coding region runs from base 67 to 1380 and encodes 437 amino acids. NCBI's taxonomy places the organism in Eukaryota, Viridiplantae, Streptophyta, Magnoliopsida, Celastrales, Celastraceae. Gene Ontology annotation, molecular function: acid phosphatase activity; metal ion binding. The transcript is spliced from 5 exons.
CAGGUACUAUCUUGUUCUCAUCUGUUGCACCAAAGAAGCAACAAAAUCAACUACCGACCAGAGAAGAUGCUACGGAAAUUGGUCGUAUCAGCUGUUGUUCUUUUGCUAAUUUCUGCAACUGCCACACUUGCUGAGGAGUUGUACAUUAGGCCUCCACCUCGAAAAGCCCUGCACUUCCCAUGGAGUUCAAGGUCCUCCUCUGAACCCCGGCAGGUUCACAUCUCUUUGGCUGGAGACAAGCACAUAAGAGUAACGUGGAUAACCAAUGAUGAAUCUGCUCCAUCAACUGUUGAAUAUGGUGCUUCGCCUGGGAGAUAUAGUUUUGUAGCUGGAGGAGAAAGCACUUCCUACAGUUAUUUUUUUUAUGAAUCAGGAAAGAUACACCACACUGUCAUUGGGCCUCUGAAGCCAAACACAGUUUACUUUUAUCGUUGUGGAGGGAAAGGUCCUGAAUUCCAGCUCAAAACCCCUCCAGCUCAGUUCCCAGUCACUUUUGCCGUGGCAGGGGAUUUGGGUCAAACUGGUUGGACCAAAUCAACCCUGGACCACAUAAACCAAUGUAAAUAUGAUAUGCAUUUACUUCCUGGGGACCUUUCGUAUGCCGAUUACAUGCAGCACAAAUGGGACACAUUUGGUGAGCUGGUGCAGCCUCUUGCAAGUGCAAGGCCAUGGAUGGUAACAGAAGGAAACCAUGAAGAGGAGAGCAUACCAUUAUUAAAGGAUGGAUUUGCACCGUAUAAUGCUAGAUGGAAGAUGCCAUUUGAGGAGAGUGGAUCAAAUUCAAAUCUUUAUUAUUCUUUUGAGGUUGCAGGGGCUCAUAUUAUCAUGCUUGGUUCAUAUGCGGACUAUGAUGAGUACUCAGAACAAUAUAGCUGGCUCAAGGCUGAUCUUGCAAAGGUGGACCGAAACAAGACUCCUUGGUUAUUAGUUCUAUUUCAUGUUCCAUGGUACAACAGUAACAAGGCUCAUCAAGGUGAAGGGGACAGAAUGAUGGCAGCCAUAGAGCCAUUGCUUCAUGCUUCUAGUGUUGAUAUAGUACUUGCUGGCCAUGUUCAUGCUUAUGAACGCUCGAAACGUGUCAAUAAUGGAAGACCUGAUCCUUGUGGUGCUGUCCACGUAACCAUAGGUGAUGGAGGAAACAGAGAAGGUCUAGCACACAAUUAUGUUAACCCACAACCAGCGUGGUCAGCAUUCCGCGAAGCAAGUUUCGGUCACGGUGAGCUUAGGAUAGAGAAUGCAAGCCAUGCAUUCUGGAGCUGGCACAGGAAUGAUGAUGAUGAACCCGUAAGAUCUGACGACAUUUGGAUAACCUCUUUGGUCAGUUCAGGAUGUGUUGCCGAAAAGAGUCCUGAAUUGCGGAAGAUGCUCAUGGGACCUUAGACCAUUAACAUCGUUGGAACGCGCUUUACUGAAUUCGGAUAAUGGUCUAUGUGAGAUGAUGAAAUGUAAAUAGGAUAGAGUAACUUUCUGUUUUUGUCAAUGCCAGAGGAAAGAAUCUAGCCAUUCAAUGAUUGAUGUUAAAGGCUAGAUGUACCAUACAUGUGGUUGUCACUACUGGAUUUUUUUGUAUUAUGAAUGCAACUUAGUGUGUUUUUGUA